UGCAAGUGCACUGAAAACAAAGCCAAGCAUCGAUCUGAUGAUCCAGAUCCAUUAAUAAAUCGUGUUUUUUCACGGAACUCAUACUGUAAAUAAUAAGCUUUGUCAUUGAGUCUAUUCAUCCUUAAAUGUGAGCAGGUGGGCUGAAUAUGAGUACCUCACUUUCAAAGACAAAAGAGUUGUUCAACCAGAUUCUUGUGUCAAACAAGUGGGGCUUAAGUACAACUGUGUGCAGAGAGCUGCUGUUAUUUAAUACAUGCAGUGGAAGAUUGCAACUAGCAUGAGGAUUACUUCUGGAGAACAGUCCGUAUGUGUCGUUAUUCUUUCCUAACUUCAAAGGAUGAGUUGCCUCAAGGAUUUUACAAAUCAGCUACAGACAUUAAAGGCUCAGUUAUUAAAUCAGACUGCGGACAGAAACUCAUCCAACGGUCAGCAACAGAGGGGGUCGGGGGGGAUCCCUCUGACCAGGAAGAUGUGUUACGCUGUGGGUGGCGUCCCGUUUCAGAUCACAUCAGUGGCUAUAGGUGUUUCCCUGCAGAUUUUCCUUCUGGAUGUUGUGCAGAUGGAGGCCUUCUAUGUCUCCAUGAUUUUGUUUGUGAGUCGAGUCUGGGAUGCUGUGACGGACCCUCUGGUUGGAUAUCUGGUGAGCCGCAGCAACUGGACACCCAUCGGCAAACUCACUCCAUGGCUGGUUCUUUCCACGCCAUUUGGCGUCCUGUCCUAUCUGCUGCUGUGGUUUGUGCCACAAGGCUCGAUGUCUCAGGCUGUCAGCGUGCUGUGGUUCCUCACAACAUCCUGCCUGUUUGAGACCCUAAUGAGUUGCUACAACGUCCCCUACCUCUCACUCAACAUGUUCCUGGGGGGAGAUCAGAGAGAUAGAGACUCUGCCACAGCCUACAGAAUGAGUGUGGAGAUGGUGGCGAUGCUGCUGGCUUCUGUAAUUCAGGGUCGUGUUGUAGCUGUGUACAACACAGAGAAGCAGGAGGCCUGUCUACAGCAGGACGAGGCUCAUGAAACCCCUCAAAGCUCAUCUCCACCACUCACUGCAUUACUUCAGGAAACGCAAACGGCUUUCCUGACCUCAGCUUUGGUCAUAGGUGCGUUGUUUUUCCUCUGUAGCCUGGUUCUCUUCCUGGGGGUGAAGGAACAGCGGGCGCCACUCUGCUCAGAUGACAAAGAACGACCGUCAUAUCUGACCUCUCUUAAGCUGCUGAUAUGCCACAUUCCUUACCAACGGCUGGUGCUUGGCUUUGUGUUCAGUGUACUUGCAUUUCAGAUGUCCUUGGGUAAUUUUGCACUUUUUUGCAGUCAUGCAGCUGGGCUGGGGCCCCAGUUCCAGCAUCUCCUACUGGUUUUACUGGCUUCUGCCUCUAUAGCAGUUCCUUUAUGGCAAGUAGUUCUUCUGAGAAUUGGAAAAAAGGCCACAGUUUUCAUCGGACUUUCACUCUUCAUCCCAGCUGUGAUUAUAGUCGCCUGUGUUCCCAGCAACCUGCCAGUCUUCAUGACUAUGUGCAUUCUGAUGGGAUUCAGCGUGGCGACCAUAUUCUUGCUACCCUGGUCCAUGCUCCCAGAUGUGGUGGAUGACUUUGCUGUGAGACAUCCCUCGUGCAAGGACCUGGAGCCGCUGUUUUUCUCCUGUUAUGCCUUCUGCAGUAAGCUGGCAGGAGGCCUGUCUGUUGGAAUCUCAACUAUGACUUUGCAGUUUGUGGGCUACAGAGCGGGUGCAUGUAACCAUGGGGACGGAGUGGUGACGGCUCUGAUCGUGCUGUUCUCACCAGUUCCUAUCACACUUCUGCUGAUAGGAAUGAUCUUUUUUCGCUCUUACCCAAUCAAUGAGAGGCAAUGUUUGCAGCUCCAGGAACAACUGACCACAGUUCACCCAGAAGCUGCAUCAUCAUCAUCAUCAUCAGACCCAAGAGAAAACGCAGAGCAGUCAACCAUUCUGCAGCAGCCCCAUGCUGGUGUGACAUCAACUUCACAUUGUAACACAAAGACCAACACAUUGCACAAGUCAAAUUCCUCACCAUGUUGUUACAAUCACGAUAAGAAAAGCCCAGUGAAGUCAACUAUCCUUUUAAAUGAAUUGAAAGGCCCUUCUGGAAAAUACAGCAGGCCUAAAUCAGUUGUGCAGUCAAAUCCUCAGAGUCAUAAGCAGAUACUCAGCCCUCAUUGGCGCUCUGUAGAAGCUACAUUGAGCAGAAAUGUUCCUGAAAAUGAUCCUGGCAGGUCAAAUAUGAGAUCUAAAGUCUCCUGGGUAUAGUGAGAUACCUUAAAGGAAUAUUUUGACAUUUGGGGAAAUAUGCUUACUGGCUUUCCUGCCAAGAGGAAUCAUGUUUGCACACUAAAUAUGAGGCUAGAGCAAGCAUAGUUAGCUUAGCUUAGCAUAAAGACUGGAAGCUGCUAGUCUGAAUCUGUCCAAAGUCAUUGGUCCUGGCCAAGAAAUAGUUUCAGCAUGUAACUCCUUGUAAAAUCUCAACUUGUCAUUUACAUUUCUGUUUGUGUAUAGGUUAAAUAUACCUGCUAUAAAGUGCUAAUGAGUAAAGGUUAGAGGUGAUGGUAGGCAGAUUAUUUUAAUUUUGGAAGGAGUCAGGCUAGCUGUUUCCCAUUUGCAGUAUCUAUGCUGAGCUAAUCCAAUCACCUGAUAGCUCUACUUUCAUAUUUAGCGUACAGACAUAUUCCUUCCAGUAUUUUUAAAGUUGUGUAUUGCAUAACAUAUGUCUCGACAAUCCUCCUCUUUCAGUUGCUCUGUGUGAUUUAAUAGUAUUGUUUGUUUCUAAGAUGCUGGACAGGAGACUUGCUGACCUUGUGAUUUGUGUUAAUUUGCUUAUUCUUUUUAAGUUAUCAUAACUUCAGGUUUGUAAGUACUCUUGUUGUCAACAAUUGCCCCAUAUGCAUGAAA
Thunnus maccoyii (southern bluefin tuna) is the source of this 2896-nucleotide messenger RNA. RefSeq names its product major facilitator superfamily domain containing 2a-like 2 (gene mfsd2al2). The coding region runs from base 338 to 2257 and encodes 639 amino acids. Gene Ontology annotation, cellular component: membrane. The record is from RefSeq and is a predicted model, not a curated record. The transcript is spliced from 14 exons. Gene Ontology annotation, biological process: carbohydrate transport. NCBI's taxonomy places the organism in Eukaryota, Metazoa, Chordata, Actinopteri, Scombriformes, Scombridae. Gene Ontology annotation, molecular function: symporter activity.